Molecule: messenger RNA, 5024 nt
Organism: Neofelis nebulosa (Clouded leopard)
Lineage: Eukaryota; Metazoa; Chordata; Mammalia; Carnivora; Felidae
Gene: MAPK4
Product: mitogen-activated protein kinase 4
Exons: 6
Coding region: 1311-3062 (583 amino acids)
Biological process (GO): protein phosphorylation; intracellular signal transduction; cell surface receptor signaling pathway
Cellular component (GO): nucleus; cytoplasm
Molecular function (GO): ATP binding; MAP kinase activity
Source: RefSeq, a predicted model, not a curated record
CCGCGGCGGCGGCGGCGGCGAUCGCGGGGCGGUGCGGCCGGGGGCCGGAGCGGAGCCGGAGCCGGAGCCGGAGCCGCUAGCCGGAGCCGGAGCCGCGAGCCGGGCUGUCCGGUCGCCCGCGGGAGCUCGCGGCGCGCCGGGGUUGGGACCCGCCUGGCCGAGCGCGCCGGCGCCGCGACCGCAGACAAAGGCGUCUCUCGCGCCCGGGCCGCCGCGCUCUCGGGCUCUGCCUUGGGGGAGCGCUGCCCACAGCAGGAGGGCUGGCCGGGCAGUGCAAAGCCUGGAAUCCCCUGAGCAAGCAGUGUUUCAGCUGGCUGGACAGAUCAAAUAACACUUGGGCUGGUUAACAAAGGACACACAAGUGGGAAGGUGUUGGAAGCUGGAGUGUGGAAAUUUACCCAACGCUAUUUCUUUGACAGGAAAGGAGACAUGGUCUGAAAGAUGCCGCAUUCCUGCAGCCUCUCUGAGUCCAGCCGAACAGAGUCUUGUUCACGGUGGCGUGGAUGAGGGGGGUGACAGAGGAUGCUGCCCCCUCGGAAGCCUCUGGAGGAUCCUGGCGUGGCAGCUGAGUGCCCCUCGGAUUUGGGACUUGAGGUGUAACUUGGUGUAGAGCUCAAGAAAGGUGGUUGGGUUCCUCCGGCUUUCUUCACCAGUGCUCACCAGCCUGAUUUGGGCUAUGAAACCUAGGAGGAGCUGGUAGAAAAGGGAGCUGGCGGAGGUAAAAGAAACCCCUGGAAGCCUCCAGAAUCCAUUGCCGGGAUCCCUUCAUACUGCUCAGGACACAAGAGUUACCAAGCUGCCGGAGGCUGUGACAAAACUGAGCUUUGGACCAUCGUAAAGGAACACAGCUCACUAACAGCUCUACAUUUCAGCCAGAAGGAACCUCUUUCAACAAAAGAUUUAAAGGGGAGCGUUUCUGCAUUUUUUACCUUGAGGUCCAUUAUGGUAGAAAACUUUACAUCCACAUAGAUGAUGAGACUGGUUUUUCUUUCCAAGAUGCUACGUUUUAAAAAAGCAUGAGCCAUUCUAAGCUUCGAGGAGAGUUCAGGGUACAGACGAGUUGGCAGACAGCCCUCCCAAUGCAAGUUAAGAAAACCCUCUGAGCCUUCUCCUUCCAUAGCUCAGCAAGCAUGGACAUAUGCCACUCUUGUCUCCAGGGAGCCGGUGGCAGCGACAUCAGCACGAGGAGAGGCAUCCCUCGGCUUUGGGACUUGACAGAAUGAGGUGUGCUGGGGAAGCCGCUACCCGGGACUUGGCCGAUUUUGACCGCCCCUUCACCACACGGGCAGACCCUGACCACUGAGCCAACAAUGGCCGAGAAGGGCGACUGCAUCGCCAGUGUCUAUGGGUAUGACCUUGGUGGGCGCUUCGUUGACUUCCAACCCCUGGGUUUUGGUGUCAAUGGGCUGGUGCUGUCAGCUGUGGACAGCAGGGCCUGCCGGAAGGUGGCUGUGAAGAAGAUCACUCUGAGUGACUCCCGCAGCAUGAAGCAUGCACUCCGGGAGAUCAAGAUCAUCCGGCGCCUGGACCAUGACAACAUCGUGAAGGUGUACGAGGUGCUGGGGCCCAAGGGCACUGACCUGCAGGGCGAGCUGUUCAAGUUCAGCGUGGCCUACAUUGUCCAGGAGUACAUGGAGACCGACCUGGCACGCCUGUUGGAGCAGGGCACACUGACAGAGGAACACGCGAAGCUGUUCAUGUACCAGCUGCUCCGAGGGCUCAAGUACAUCCACUCCGCCAACGUGCUGCACAGGGACCUGAAGCCCGCCAACAUCUUCAUUAGCACGGAGGACCUCGUGCUCAAGAUCGGGGAUUUCGGGUUGGCGAGGAUCGUUGACCAGCAUUAUUCACACAAGGGUUAUCUGUCGGAAGGGUUGGUAACUAAGUGGUACCGCUCACCACGCCUGCUCCUCUCCCCGAACAACUACACCAAGGCCAUCGACAUGUGGGCCGCCGGCUGCAUCCUGGCCGAGAUGCUCACGGGGAGAAUGCUCUUUGCCGGGGCCCACGAGCUGGAGCAGAUGCAGCUCAUCCUGGAGACCAUCCCCGUGAUCCGGGAGGAGGACAAAGACGAGCUGCUCAAGGUGAUGCCUUCCUUCGUCAGCAGCACCUGGGAGGUGAAGCGGCCGCUGCGCAAGCUGCUGCCGGAAGUGAACAGCGAAGCCAUUGACUUUCUAGAGAAGAUCCUGACCUUUAACCCCAUGGAUCGCCUAACAGCAGAGAUGGGGCUGCAGCAUCCCUACAUGAGCCCAUACUCGUGCCCCGAGGACGAGCCCACCUCACAGCACCCCUUCCGCAUCGAAGAUGAGAUCGACGACAUCCUGCUGAUGGCCGCCAACCAGAGCCAGCUCUCCAACUGGGACAGGUACCCUGUGAGCCUGUCAUCGGACCUGGAGUGGAGGCCGGACAGGUGUCAGGACGCCAGCGAGGUACAGCGCGACCCGCGCGCGGGCUCCGCGCCGCUGGCUGAGGACGUGCAGGUGGAUCCGCGCAAGGACUCGCAGAGCAGCUCCGAGCGCUUUCUGGAGCGCUCGCACUCGUCCAUGGAGCGCGCCUUCGAGGCCGACUGCGGCCGCUCCUGCGACUACAAAGUGGGCUCGCCGUCCUACCUGGAUAAGCUGCUGUGGCGCGACAACAAGCCGCACCACUACUCGGAGCCCAAGCUCAUUCUGGACCUGUCGCACUGGAAGCAGGCGGCCGGGGCGCCCCCCAGUGCCGCGGUGGCCGCAGACGCCGGGCCACGCGAAGACGAGCCGGCCAGCCUCUUCCUGGAGAUCGCGCAGUGGGUCAAGAGCACGCAGGUCGGCCCCGAGCGCGCCAGCCCACCUCCCGACAGCCCCGAGCGCCGCCUGUCUGCCUCUCCACCGGGCCACCCCGCGCCCAUCGACGGGGGCGGGAGCCCCCAGUUCGACCUGGACGUGUUCAUCUCCCGCGCCCUGAAGCUCUGCACCAACCCGGAGGACCUGCCAGACAAUAAACUGGGUGACCUCAAUGGUGGGUGCAUCUCUGAGCACCCUGGCGAUCUUGUGCAGACAGAGGCCUUCUCCAAAGAAAGGUGGUGAGGGGGAAAGGAGCUCCAGGCCCCCUAGAGGAGGCCCCCCCCGGGAAGCCGGGCUUGGCAGGAAGGGGUGCCUCCCUGGCACCUCCACUGCCCCUUCCAACCCUCUCUGCUGCCUUGGGGUUAGCAGAACACAGGAAGGAUCCGAGGAGGGAGAAGAAUGUCCAUUUCUUAAACUGCCUUAAUAACUAGCCUUUAACCUCUGGGAGCAGGUUUGAACAGGAGCCUAGUUUGGGGGUUGAUCACUUUCCCAGCAAAGAGGGGGCCCUUCGUUUUAUAAGUGGCGGUGUGUGGGGAAGAAAGGUGUCUUAAAGGGCAGUCGACAAGCCCUACCACCUGGCUGGGUUCCGAGGAAUGUUGCUGGUAUAGUGUUGAAAUGAUCUGGCCUAACAGACGAAGGACAGUGAGGCCCAGAGACACCCAGUGAUGUGGUUAUGAUUAGGGCCUAGUCUGUGUCAGGGCAAGCCUCGAAGCCCAGUCUUCAAGCCUUGAAGCCUAGGCCACUGUCUUCCUCGGCUGGGGUUCCCUCUGGCUUUCCAAUCAGAAAACUUAGUCCAAGAUGUUUCUUCCCUGCCCAUUACCAUCUGACCUAGUCGAUCGUUCAUUCAGAGCAAUGUUUCUUAUAUUCCAAAAUUGGAAACUGAGCCAGUUUUACCCUAGUCACCAACCAUAUAUUUUCUGGUUCCUCGAGGACUUAAAUAUUCCCAUCUGCCACGCCCCUGUAUUUGCCUCACCCCUGUGUGAUCUGAAAACCUUGUUUCAGAUCAGACCAGUUUGGGGUCUGUAGGUACGAGAACUCAUCUUCCGUACCUGUGCUCACACCUCCUCCAGAACUCCCUAUGCACUCUCCUGACACACGCACGGAUGCAAGGUCACAGCCCCAGUUCCUAGAGGCUGUCAUUCACAGGUGAGUUUGAAGACGAAAGUUCCACGAAUCCCUCCAGCCACAUAUCCACCCACAUACCCCGAACCCACCGGCAGACAUAUACAGAACUCCUCUCCCAGCCUACCCUGGAAACUCAUGUUCUUGGCAUGAAUUGCUCAUUUGGAGGAAACAAGGCGAUGAGGUGCCUGCCAUCGAGCGAAUGUGUUAGGAGAGAAGAUUUCACAUGGGACCUAUCAUGUUUCAUUAAUACUGCCCUUGAUUUUGAUCAUCCGUUUAGCCUUGGCAAAGAGCAGGCCCUAAAGAAAUGCAGGGAAAGCAAGUGGCCUUGGGGACAAGGAAUCCAGAAAGGACGUGAAAGGCAACGUGCCAACAGCGGAGGUCCUCGGGAGUCGGGCACCAGCAUAGAGACCCCGAGACACAGGAAGGGCUUCAAAGCAACCAGGCCGCUCCUAGUGUAGGCCAGGAUGAGUUUGGACGAUGCCCACCUGGAGGUGUACUCCCACGCAGGGCCUGGGGUGAUGGUGUGCAGGCACAGCGAGCCCUCUGAGGAAGCCUAGUCCAUUCCCUAGAAUGCUCUGCUAUUCCCACCACUGGUAUUCUGCCUCCCCCCAGGAACCCGCCCCCCAAAGUUACCCACAGGAAGUCUAGCCAGUCUGGAAGACUCCCCCGCAUUGGCCUUGGUCUGUGCUCACCCUCACCUCAACAGCACCUUAAAUCUAUCAGCUAACUAGGAGUUGUACAUUGAAACCUGCAACAUGUUAGAAGCUUAUAUUUAAAAACAGAAUUAAUCACACUGACCAAUUUUUAAAUGGAAAAAAUGUAAAUACGAAGUGUUUGGGUUUCUUUCUGUUUUGUUUUGUUUUUUUUUUUUGUGAAAGAAAAGGAAAUAUACACCACUUCUCAUGUGCCAUUUGUCCUCAGAGAGUGGCUUUACUUUUUUUGGUAAAGGAACAAGCUGCUUACCUUGACCAGGAGUUCAUAAUAAUUGUUAUUAUAGAGGAAUUGUUAUAACUACUCAUGUUUUAAAAAUAUCUAUUAAACUUGAUCAGGACGGGCCAAAUAAAGUUUUAUUGGAACACA